Molecule: messenger RNA, 2863 nt
Organism: Xylaria bambusicola
Lineage: Eukaryota; Fungi; Ascomycota; Sordariomycetes; Xylariales; Xylariaceae
Exons: 2
Coding region: 291-2486 (731 amino acids)
Source: RefSeq, a predicted model, not a curated record
GUUAUCAUCAGUAUUAUUAUUAUUAUCAUCAUCAUCAUCAUCAUCAUCAUCAUCAUCAUCAUAUCGUCGCCGCCGCCGCGACUGUUAACAAGUCACCCUUAACAUAUUCAUUCGCCUUUUCUUCGUUGAGGGCCCCAAGGUUAUAUCCCUCAAAAUUCCUCUUUGCUGCUACUUUCUGCUUGAGACAUGGUACGGUAGUAUAAUCUUGCGCAUCUCAGCAUGCUGCUACUCGUUGAUUUAAUCUCGUCUAUGCGCAUCCCACACACCUCAGCUCCUCCAUUGCUGCCAUCAUGGCUGAUCCCCAGCCGCUCAUGUCCACCGUCAACGGCAAGUCCGGCGCCAUCUCUUCUCAGCUUGCCACGACCCUUGGCACCUCACCAUUGAAGUGCUGUUGUGGCUCUCUCGAGUGCGUGUUUCUGAGACACAAUAAUGCCAUUCUCGACAACGUCGAAAAAGAUGUUCACCAAGCCGCCCGCAUGGGUCAGGCGCUUCUUGCUCGUCAUGAGUCUUAUAUGGCAGAUGCUGAACGCGACCGAAAUGAACUGACUGCUCGUAUCGAGCAGCUCGAGGGAGACAACAAGGCACUCGAGGCCAUGAAUUCGAAAAUGAUUGCAGAGAACAGGGAUCUUGUGGACCAGCUCGAAGCCCUCAACACGACCAUCACUGAUUCCGAGGCCCAUAUAAAAUCGUUAGAGGCCACCCUGCUGUCGUCUCAGCAGACCAUUCGGCGACUGGAAGCCGAUACUACCCGCGCAGAGGCUCUGGAGCGACAGAUUGCAUCCCUGGAGGAAGAACAGGCUGAGCUACAGGGCACUUUGUGUUUGUCGCGCGAGGAAGCCAGAUCGGCAACAUCGAGAUGGAAGCGAGCAGAGAGGGGUAUCAAUAACCUCCAGGAACAGCUAGAACGCAUAGAGAGAGAGGCAAAAGAAGAACGGGAACAUCAUGUCGAGAUGAUGAACCGGAUCGAAAGACAGCGCGACAUGGAGAAAGAGUUAAAUAUGGCAGCCGGACGGUUAAAGGGUGCUGCUGCUGCCAAGUCAAUCAAUCCCGGAGGGAACAAUGUUGUUGGCCAUUUUGUUCGCGAUUUGCUCCAGGAUAAUGCUAAUUUGCAGUAUGCUAUUGCUGAGCUCCGGGAAUUGCUUCUCACCUCGAACGACGAGAUACAGGCGCUUCGAAAUCAGCUGGAGUGUCACCAACCUCUUGCAGAUGAUGAAGACAGCACAAUGCCGACAUUGAGUGCUGAGCUUGACGUGAAAAAUUCGCAUGCUCAGGAACCAAGGUCGCCAACGAAAGUGUCACAGGAGUUACAUAUUCAUCACCAUUAUCAUGUCUCAACACCCAAACCAGAAGUUAGAAAGGCCAGAAAAAAGCGUCUAGGGCUUACGACUGGUACUGUUCCGUCACCGGCUCUCUGCCAUUCAAACACUCCAACACAUGGGUUGAUGAUGAGGCACUCGUCAGCCCCCCAUUCCCGGAAGAAUUCGAUACGUUCAAACCGUUGGUCAUCAAUCUCUGAACAACCAUCUGAAUUAACGCUUUCGUCCACACCAAGUUCGCCUCGCUCAAAUUACAGAAGCUCCGUGUUUGAUCCACCAGCUGGGUCGUUCCCAGAAUCGCCCACGUCGAGUGUCGACCCGAUGUCCCCGGAUUGGCGACCUGCACAUAGGAAACAGGUCUCUGGCAUGUCUGCGCGAAGUUUCCAAGUGCCGACAUGUUUUCCUUUCGGCCCCGCUCCGCCGACCAUCGCACAUCCUAUCGUAGAAGAGUCGUCGGACGGCACCGAAAUUCCAACAGAGAUAAUAUCAACGAUGGACACCUCGGUUACUGACGACGAGGCUUCUUUGCGAAGCCUUGGCGCAGCUAAUGACGGUUACCCUCCGAGCCCUAGCGAAACAACAGACUCUGACUAUCCACCCAACACAAGAUACCUUCGUCGGACCUUGUCCCACGAGUCCAUUGUAUCACUAUCAGGUGGCCUUGAUAUCCACACGUUACGAUCAAGACCUAGUCAACUUACAAUAGGGCAACUCGGGUCUGCCUCGUCUGUAACAGGAAGCAGCAUUGUCACUGCGCGUCCAAUGUUGUCAGUAAGCGGCAGUAAAAGAAGCAGCGCUCUCUUACGAGACAGUUUUGGGUCGUUUCCCGUGGGUAGUCUGCGAUCUCACUCUUCCGAUGCGUCUUCACAGCAGCAGCAACCGCAACGAGAUGAAUCAUCGAAGCUGGGUAAAUGGGUUGGUUGGCGGCUGUGGGGAGGCAGCGAGAUCAGUGCUAGUACCGACAGCUCACAACGUAGCGUCUCUGCACAACCCGUGAUAGAGAAAGAUGCCGCAAAGACCUCAAGCCGCCCGCCCGGUGUUAACCAACCUGGCUCCAUCCCUGGGUUUUCCGAGUAUCUCGCUGCUUCUGCCAAGAAGAAAGCCCCGGCUAUCAAAACAACACCAGAUGUUGUAGACUCUGAAGCAUUGAGAGAAGGUCUAAGCGAAUAAUGAUGACAGCGGCAAUUACACCGAUAGUACGUAUUACAACAGGCCGAACUCAGAAUACAGCGUUACACACAGUCACAUGUAGCAGGCCCUCUUGUUGGAUAUUGCUUUCCUCUAUUCCCAUCGUACAUUCCUAUCAGGCCUCUUACGGGCCAGCGGGCAUCACAACUGCAAUUUCUAGAAAGAAUUGUUCAACAUGGGUGCCAAUCUGUCUAAGGCCGAAUCUGAGCAUUCUUGCGCAACGGCUAGCACUCUGUGAUAUGCCGAUGCGCGCCCAACUUUGAAGACAGGUUAUUGGAAGAUUUCGAUAUUGAUCACAAGGAGAUCCUUUACAGUUUCCAGGGAGAAGUCAAGCGGCCUGGCAUAUUUGUUCUUGUCAC